Tinamus guttatus (white-throated tinamou) is the source of this 462-nucleotide messenger RNA. The record is from RefSeq and is a predicted model, not a curated record. NCBI's taxonomy places the organism in Eukaryota, Metazoa, Chordata, Aves, Tinamiformes, Tinamidae.
GUGACAAGCUGCCCGAGCCCGACGACCCGGUGCGCCUGCUGCCGCUGCUGGUGGUGGGCGGCGUCAUCCUGCUGGCCAUCGCGGUGCUGGGCGUCCUGGUGGCCCGGCGCAAGCGGGAGCACAGCACCCUCUGGUUCCCCGAGGGCUUCAGCCUCGCCAAGGAGGGCAACAAGGACCGGCGCGAGCCCGUGGGGCAGGACGCGCUGGGCAUGAAGAACAUCGGGAAGGGUGAGAGCCUCAUGGGGGAGCCCUCGGAGGACUGGCUGGGCAGCGAGUGCCCCGAGGCCAAGCGGCUCAAGGUGGAAGAGCCGGGCACCGAGCAUGAGGACCCCGUGGACUGUCGCCAGUGGACCCAGCAUCACCUGGUGGCAGCCGACAUCCGCAUGCCACCCACCAUGGCCCUCACGCCGCCCCAGGGCGAGUUCGACUCCGACUGCAUGGACGUCAACGUCCGCGGGCCGG